AUGUUGCCCCAGUCUCUCUCAGUCGCUAAGGCAUCUGCUGGCCCUGACUGCCUUGACACGACCUUUCUUUUGUUGGUUCUGCUUAUUACGGUUUCGCAGCGCCUCGUAGACAUGGUCUUGAGUGUACCACCUGCAAAGCGUGAGUUAAAGUUUGUUGAGGCACCAUCUUUGCUGCCAGAACAAUGCCGCCAGCAGUUACAAUCGGUGUUGCCUACAGGGUUGCCAUGUCGACGUGAAAAGGUUGAAGUGACAAUGCGUCUACUUAUACAGCCGCUGGCAGUAGUGCAGUUCACCAAGUCGUCGUGUGAAGAUGUGGAUGCAUCCACAUGUUAUGCUGGCACUUGA
Messenger RNA from Protopolystoma xenopodis, 345 nucleotides. The record is from the annotation of a GenBank genome assembly. Lineage: Eukaryota; Metazoa; Platyhelminthes; Monogenea; Polystomatidea; Polystomatidae.